GAAGCACUCGGAGAUCCGCCUUCCUCUCCAUCAACCUGCGGCGCGUGCUGUUACGCUAUUGGCCUUUUAUUCUAGUGACACGGCUGCUAUUCUUGAAGGCGCUCUAAUCCGUGUAUCCGUCGGAUAGGACAGAGUUAAAUUGUUCUUUUUCUAUCCGUGGACGUCGAUUUGCUUUGGAUUUCACUGCGCUUUAUUGGCGGAGCGUCGAUUGCGCUUUAAUUCAAUCGGCAGACAUUACGCGCGCGGGAGGUGCGGCCACCGAAAACAUUAUUACCCUCACCCGACUAAGUGCAUUCUGUAAACAUGAGUGAUUCAGAGAAACAAGCGGUCUCUCUCAAAGAAAAGGACGGGAUUGAGAAAAGAGGACGAGGAAGACCAAGGAAACAUCCCAAGGUAUCAAGUGGCUCUCCAACUCCAAAGAGAUCGAGGGGGCGACCAAAAGGCAGCAAAAACAAAGGGACUUCAAAGGGAAAAGCAUCUGCUUCUUCUGGAGACAAACCAAAGGGGAGACCUAAGAAAGAGGAGAAAGAAAAGCAUGCUCCUCAGGAUUCAUCUGAAGAUGAGGAGGAAGAUGAUGAAGAAGAGCCGUAACUAACUCACCGCACAACACUACCUUAUACUCAACUAUCCGUCUGCUCUCCAACACAUGAAGAACACAGAAUGUCAUUCACUUCCUUCUGCGACUCAACUGCACCGUACAUAUGGAGUUUCUGUUUUUCUGUCAGAUAUAGAAAGCAGGAUCAUAUAUGUUGAGUGUUUGCUUGUUUUGUUCUCUCUCUCUCUCGCUCUAAAUAUAUAUAUAUAUAUAUAUAUAUAGAUAUCUAGUUUUUGAUUUUACUAUACGGUAUAUACACAGAUAUCUAUCUAUUUAAUGGAGAUGCUUUUCUAUUUGCGCUUUAGUUUUGUAUUCUGCUGUCCAUGGCUAGUUUUAGAUGAAGUUAUCAUUUGACUUUGACAUCAUCAUCAGUCGUUCUCUUACAGCAGUAUGCAUUCUUUUGAAAUGUAGUUUAGCUUAUUGUGAGACGUUUCAUAGGACUCUAAAACCAGUGAAUAUUUGUUCAGAGGCAGGUUAUUGUAUUUUAUUAUCAAAUAUAAGUUGCCUGGGCCACGUGUUAAUAUAGAUUUAGCGUGGAAGUAGCAUGUAAUGUGUAAUUGUCUUUAAACCCCUGGCAGUCAGCAUCACUGGUGCAUGCUUAUUUGUAGGACACUUCAGAGGUUUCUGGAAGGAUUGUUCACUUUUGAAGGCGUCCAGUUGUUGCUGGUACAGUUUGCACUUUGAAGACCGCAUCACAAAUCACAUCUCUGAGAUAUGGUCUGUGUGAGACAUUCCAUGAUAAAACAACAGGCGUUUGAGAGCCGAAUAUUAUUGUACUGAUGGAGAAUGUAACCAUUUUAGCAACAAACGUUUGGGUUUGUAGGAUAAUAACAUGAUGGAAACAUUCACUUACACACUUAGUUUACACUUUUACUCCUCACAGGACUGUUUACAUAACAAUAGCAACUCAAGGUUAUCCACACCAAAGUGCUUCUGGAGAACUGAAUGAAAUACAUUUAUUUCGGAUCAUUGACAGUUGCAGUAAGAGAUCCUGGAGAGAAGUCUUUGGGUGGGAAAUGAGAUUGUCCUCAAGGCUUCUUUACAAAUAGGAAGUGGAAACAAAACCUAUAACCAUAUGAUUUUCUUUUGAAUACUUCAAGAUUGUGUUUAGUGCUUUGGAAUCGUGAGAUAUUCCCCUCAGGUAUUAAGGUGUGAAGAACAGACAGCACGUACCCAAGAAAACACAGAUGCUUCAGUUGUAGAAGCACCCUUUAUUCAGCUGUGAGUGUUCGUGUUGCAGUAGACGUUCUGUUAAUACAACAUUAGAGGUCUAUAUGUGGAUUACAUUUAUUAACUAUUUAUUUCAAUGUGUAAUGUGUGCUAAUCUUAAUAAAAAUACUUUUUCAAAUGA
Messenger RNA from Triplophysa dalaica, 1946 nucleotides. RefSeq names its product high mobility group AT-hook 1b (gene hmga1b). NCBI's taxonomy places the organism in Eukaryota, Metazoa, Chordata, Actinopteri, Cypriniformes, Nemacheilidae. Gene Ontology annotation, molecular function: DNA binding; transcription coregulator activity. The record is from RefSeq and is a predicted model, not a curated record. The transcript has 5 exons. Gene Ontology annotation, biological process: regulation of DNA-templated transcription. Gene Ontology annotation, cellular component: chromatin; nucleus. The coding region runs from base 304 to 591 and encodes 95 amino acids.